UUCAUUUUGGUUAACCCUAGCCUAGCCUCCAUCCCAGUUCUGAGUUCCCAGAUCCCCUUCCCUCCCCUGUUUCCCACCAUCACCAUCACCAUGGCACCAUCCACCAUGAGUCCAUGACUCCCUAGUCCCUCCCCUGCUACUCGCCUACUCUGCUGCACCUCCACGCUUUCAGCCACCUCGUCGCGCCGUUCAGCUUCCUUCAACGACGCGGCACUCACCUCACCACCACAUCCCGAGCAGUGCGCCACCCACCAGGUCUCCGUCCAGGUUUCCCUCUCCUCUGCUCGACGCUGGUCGCUCUAUCCCUCCAGGUCUCCCUCUUCUCUGCUCGAAGCUCCUCGCGCCAUCUCCAGGUCUCCCUCUUCUCUGCUCGACGGUCGUCGCUCCAUCCCUCCAGGUCCAGGGUACAGGCGUCCAGCCGUGCAGCCGUGGAGGUAAGUACUUCAGUUUAUUAAUUAUCCAGAUUCCAGAGCAGUGUUAACUGAUUAUUGUAGAUUGAUUAGUUAUGGUAUUCAGAUUUCAGGCAGAUGACUUGAGACUUGAGAGCAUGUUUGAUUGGUUACAUAUGUUUGAUUUUCAAGAUAAUUUUUUGAUAGUUUGAUUUCUGUUUUGGUAGUUUGAUUUCUGUUUGAUAGUUUACAUAUGUUUUUUAACUGUUAAUUUUUUAGUUUUUAGCUAUUUUAUACAUUUUACUUAUGUGGGACCGGGUCAACCGGUUCAACCAGUGACCCACCGAUUGAACCAGUGACCCAGUGACCCAGUAGCCUGACCGGUUCGAUCACUGGUUCGGUUCUGACAACAUUGCUUCUAAGAACAAAGAAAAGUCACAGUAUAUCAGACUUGAUCAGUUGUUAUAGUCCGCCACAUCAAAACGGUGGCAUUUUCACCCCCGCCCCCGGGUAACAAGGUCUUCGCGUCAAUCAAUUAAAUCGUUAGCCGUUAGGUCGUUCUCGUUACCAAAAUCAUGCCACCGCCGCCACCAGCACCAGAUCUUCCUGGGUUUUACUAUGACCCUGAGAAGAAUAGGUAUUUCCCCAUCAAAGGUCCCAUACCAGGCUCUUCUCAUUCUUCAUCUUCAUCUUCAAAGCAUGCUACUCACAAAGCAUCCCAAACAUCUUCAACUCAGGAAAAGAGUAGGAGUUGUUGCAGGAAGCUUAGAAGCAGAACCUCCAAGUUGAUUCAGGCUAGGGAGAUAGAUGGUCAUCGUGUCAUUGCUUCCCACAAUUACAAGUGUAACUUCACUGAGGAGUUUAGGAAAAUACAAGCAUCACAGCCUUCGGUAUGGAAGUAUAAGGGAACAGAUAAGAUUGGUAUUAGUGCUUUGAAACAGGUGCAUGUCCGUGUGCAGACAUUUGAGGGUGAAUGUGAUAGUGAUGUUAUAUUGACAGGCAGCACCAAUGGCUCAUUCAGUCUUUGUGAAGUUGGAAGGGAUGGGGGAUAUUUUGAUGGUGAGGUUAAGUGGACGCCCGAUUGUGUGAAGAAUUAUGCUAAAGGGAAAACUGAUGAGAAUAAUGUGGUGCCUGGUCCAGUUUCAAGACCUACUGGAGGGUCCGUGGUUAUGUCAUCUGGUAUAUCUUGCAUAAGAUCAGGCCCGGAGUGUUCUUCUCAUGCUGCAAAUGGCGGUCCUAUUGUUGGACAUGCAUUGUUUACAACUUUGGGUUCAGAGACAUCCGGUGGGUCAAUUUAUUCUCUUGGCCUUGUGGAAUCAUUAGAUCUUGGGUCAGGUAUACUGAACACAUGGAGCAGACUGGAUGAAGUUGCUUCUUUCAAGUGUACCAUUUGGACAGCAGAAUAUGAUUAUAGUAGACAUCGGGCUAUAAUUGGUACCAACAUGGGAGCUGCAUUGGUGGAUUUGGCAACUGGGAGGAGAUCAUGGUUUUUACGAUGUAAAAGUGAUAUCUUUGCACAGCAGAUUGUGAAUUCACAUGAGAAAAGAGAAAGAGUCUCGCGAACACUUAUUGAACAUAGGAUACCUUAUGCAUCACCAAAUAAGAAAGUUCGAAAUUCUAGUAAAGAAUGGUUCAAGCUCAGUGGAGAUAUAGACCCUUCUCUUACCAUUAGAAUGCCUUCAUCUAUAUCCAGUUUGGUAUCACUUCAGUAUGAUGAUCAGUACUUCUUGGCAAGCUCCAUGGACGGAACGAUGAGGCUCUAUGAUCUUCGCCUGCUUCAGAGAGGUUCUGUUCAAUCUUAUGAAGGGCAUGUGAAUUCCCAUUCGCGUAUACAACUCGGUGUUGACCCAGAUGAGAGAUUUGUUAUGUCAGGUGGAGAGGAUCGCAACCUACGGUCGUGGAGUAUCAAAACUGGCAAACUUCUUUUUGAGGAAAAAUUCUGUGAUUCAGUUCUCUCCAGUGUUUGCUAUCAAUCAUGUAAAGGGUUUAAAGAUGAGGAUGAAAAGAACCAACACAAGCAUGAAUCUUGUAUGAGUGCAUGGCUUGGAUCACAUGAUGAAGGACUAUUUUAUAUGCGCUGGUUAUGUGUGUGAAGCUCCUACACUGCUACUAGUAUUAUGCUAUAAAUAUAUACACACCAAAUUUUGAUAUGAUAGUUUAUGUAAUAUGCUUAAAUGAAAGCCCUAUGCAAAUGUAAAUUAGGUCCUUCUGAUUUCUGAACUACCAGGGUUGUAGAUAACUAGAUAUAUCUUGGGAUAGGCUUUUAUUUUAAGAUUUGAUUUCUUGAUUUAUUUGGAUUGCGAUUUCAGUGUUUGGUCAAUGGUAUCAAGAAAGUAGAUGUUUAGUUAUUAUUGAAUUUAUGAUUUUUAUUGUGGAUGAA
Messenger RNA from Arachis duranensis, 2769 nucleotides. RefSeq lists its product as uncharacterized. The transcript is spliced from 13 exons. The coding region runs from base 965 to 2482 and encodes 505 amino acids. The record is from RefSeq and is a predicted model, not a curated record. Gene Ontology annotation, molecular function: protein binding. Lineage: Eukaryota; Viridiplantae; Streptophyta; Magnoliopsida; Fabales; Fabaceae.